Gilbertella persicaria is the source of this 1222-nucleotide messenger RNA. Its product is annotated as DTW domain-containing protein. Lineage: Eukaryota; Fungi; Mucoromycota; Mucoromycetes; Mucorales; Choanephoraceae. Bases 225 to 1025 code for a protein of 266 amino acids. The transcript has 3 exons. The record is from RefSeq and is a predicted model, not a curated record.
CAUUGAUUGAAACUCACUUUGUGUGAUUAAGCAAUAUCGUCUUACUUAAUGAUUACUAAAGAGCAGAGAUUCUAUCUGGAGAUAUUAUAAAAGAAGCAUUCGGUUCGAUCCGUUACUAACUAUAGCUUUGAUUAUAUGCAAUACUAGCUAAACUUAUCUUCGGGACUUGUUUCGCGAAGCAGCAGUAACAUUUUUAAUUAUUUUCUUUUUAUACAGAAAAAAAAAUGGCAAAUAAAAUAGAUCUUGAAGACAUACAAGAGAUCAGAGAAAAGUUUCCUUUCAAGAACUUGAAGAUUCAAGAUGAUACAAUACUCUAUCAAAAUGUCGAUAGAAAUACUUGUAGCACUUGUCAAAAACAAAUGAAACACUAUUGCUACUUUUGUUUUCAAGUGCUAGGUAUGGACCGAUCGCAAGUACCGAUCGUUAAACUACCAAUUCCUUUGGAUAUAAUUAAACAUGAAGGAGAAACGGAUGGCAAAACAACAGCAAUUCACGCAAAAGUAUUGGCCGUUGACGAUGUGAACAUUUAUAAUUGGAAAAAAAUGCCACAAUACAGUCAGCCGGAACGAGUGUUGAUGUUGUUUCCAGGACCCGACGCAAAAAAACUAAGCGAAAUUCCACGAAAUUCUUUCGACCAUAUGAUAGUCAUUGAUGGUACUUGGAAACAGGCAAAUAAGAUUGUUCGAGAUACACCAUUAUUACAAAAAGUACAGAAAGUAACCAUUGAACCCCGUUCGACAUUUUUUUGGCGCUAUCAGGAAAUAAGUAUCAAUUACUUAUCGACAAUUGAAGCAAUCUACUACUUGUAUGUAGAAUAUGCUCAAGCCUAUGAAGAGGGAGAUUAUGAUGGAAAAUAUGAUAACUUGAUGUUUUAUUACAAGUAUAUGUAUGAUCUAAUUCAAUACUCAUACUUGAAGGGAGAAAAAAAGGGUAAAGAAUAUUGUUGGAGACACAAAUCAAACUACAUCAAAGAUAGAUAUCAAGAAACAGUCAAACGAGAUGCUGCAGGCAAAUUCAUUGAAUAAAAAAAUCCUGAGAAAGGCACAAUCCUUGAUAAUACGCUAAUCGAGUAUGAAAGAAGAGAAUUGUAGCUACUUUGGUAUAUUAAUAUACCAUCAGCAAAUGGAGAAUAUGGUUUGUCCGAUAAUCUUGUAUCUGACUUUUUUUUAACCUUAAAAAGUGAAUUAUGAGACAAGACAAUUGGUUAAUAAAAUUGAGCAUA